UAUCUCUUGCAUGUGUGUUAGGAUAUUUAGGCCUGCAGAGAAAGACAUCUUCGUAAAGAUCACAGCACACCGUGAACCUGCACUGAUCAUCACCGGCAAACCUGUGCGUGGUGUGGAGGGCUUGCUCAUCUCAUCUCAUCUCAUCUCAUUAGCGCGAGACACGUCGGCCAGCGCGCGACAACUGGUCAAAGGCUGAAAGGCACCACUGCUCAGCCUGAUGAUGAUGAAAAGGAGGAUGAUGAUGGUAGUGUGGUCCAUCCCCAUAGACACCAGUAGUUUUGUGUGAGGGCUUUAGACACCUGGAAUCAGACUAAAGGACCACCAAAGAGUCGAGGGGUGGAGAGGAUGUCUGUGAGUACACCGAAUUCAGCCCCGCCUCCUAAAAAGAGCCGGGGCAAACAGGAAACAGAGUCUCUACAGGCAGCCAAUGAGGAGCUCAAGGCCAAACUAAGUGAUGUACAAAAUGAGCUGCAGCAGGAGAGGGGAAAGGUAUGUAAGCUGCGUGAGCGGCUGCAGGAGCUACGGGCUCAGCGGGAGGCUGAACAGCACAGGCAUGCAGUUGCACAGACCGAGCUGCGGGUGAAGCUACGAGAGGAGAAGCAGCGUGAGGUUGCAGCUGUGCGUGACUCUCUGAGCCGGCAGCAUGAGGCCGAGUUAGCCCGUGCUGCCCGCUUGCGCCAGUCUGAGCUUGGGCGCCUGCAGGGCCUGGUGAAUGCCCUGCGCAAUGGUGGCAAUGGUACUGCUGAGUUGAGGGAGGAGGCACGUGAGGAGGCACGCAGGAACUAUGAGGCUGAGAGACUUAAACUGACACAGGAGCUGCAAGAGGCCAAAGCAGCACGCAGACAGGCUGAGGAAGCACUGACCAACGCUGUGCAGGCUGAUAAAGCAAAAGCAGCUGAUCUCAGAGUAGCACAUCAGGCCCACCAGGAGGAGAUCCAGAGGAUUAAACGUGACAGCCAGAAGGAAGUCCGCAGGCUGAUGGAGGAGCUGCGGGGGAGGGACCGUGUUGUACAGACUUUGGAAAAGGAGCUUGGUGUGCAGGCGGGUCAGACUCAGCGCCUACUGCUGCAGAAAGAAGAGGCUGAGCGGCACCAUGGCAGCCCCAAGAGGGAGGUGGCUCCUGCCCUCGGAGAGAACACAGAUGCUGUCCUUAACCAGGAAGUAGAUGAGAGGGACACUCGCAGAUUCCAGCUUAAGAUCGCUGAGCUGCAGGCUGUCAUCAGGAAACUGGAGGACAGAAACACGCUGCUGUCAGAUGAGAGGACUGAACUGUUAAAGCGUGUGCGAGAGACAGACGGACAAAUGAAACCACUGUUAGAGAAGAACAGACGGAUGAGUAAAAAGAACGAAGAGCUUUUGCAGACCCUGCAGCGCAUGGAGGACAAGCUAAAAUCCCUCAGCCGUGAGAACGCUGAAUUAAAGGAGAAGACAAUCAUGGACAUCCAGCAAACAGUGCUGAAAAGGACCAGCUCUCUGACAGACCUAAGCCACGCCCACGAGGAGCAGGAGGUGGAGUUUCUGCGGCUUCAAGUCAAUGAACAGCGCAACGUCAUUGAGGAGCUUACUCAGGAGCGGGAUCGAUUGAUAUUCAACAAAAAGAACAAGAGGAAAAAUAUCAAAUUGCCAAAGAGGCAUGUUGUGGAGACAUAUUUUGGAUUUGAUGAGGAGUCCAUAGAUUCAGAAACGUCGUCUCUGACAUCAUACAACACAGACCAUACACCGGCCACCCCAGAGGAGGAGCUUGAAGAGGCCUUCUCAAGAGAGGAGGCGGAGCUUCGUUUCCGGCAGCUGACACGAGAAUACCAGGCACUUCAGCGAGCAUAUGCUCUCCUCCAGGAGACCACAGGCCCCCUUGACCCAGAGAGACACUGCAGAACGCGGGACCAGCUGCAGGCGGAGCUGAACGCCUGCCAGGCGAGGAACGCUGACUUGGAGAGGAGCCUGGCAGAGAAGGGGCAGGUAAAGGAGAAAAUGGACAAGGAGAAGAGGCACCUGGCAUCUUGUGACUCAAAGUGGGUGGAAGAGAAGCAGAAUCUCAUUAGGAUAAAUCAGGAACUAAGAGAAAAGAUAGAGUUACUGGAACAGUCUGAGCUGCGUUUGCGAUCCGAAGUGAGAGACACACAAGACCAAAAUGAGCUGCUGGAGUUCCGCAUACUCGAACUGGAAGAGAGGGAGCGGCGAUCUCCUGCCUAUAACUUGCACAUCUCUACCACGGAAAACAGCAGCAGCCUGCAGCUUCACUGCCAGCGGGAGGGUAUCAAGGUGCACACACCUACAUUCAGCUGCAUACACAUGCAGGAUGUCAUUAUUCCUGAACUCAUGAAAAAGCUGGACAUCCUAGGUGACAAUGGGAACUUGCGAAAUGAGGAGCAGGUCACCGUGAUCCAGGCGAGCACCGUGCUGUCUCGCUGUGAGAAGUGGCUGAAACAGAUAGACAGCACAGAGGCAGCACUUGCACAGAAGAUGAUCGAUCUUGAGAAUGAAAAGGAGCUGUUCAGUAAGCAGAAGGGCUUCCUGGAGGAGGAGCUAGACUACAGAAAGCAAGCCUUAGACCAUGCCAAUCUGAGAGUGCAGGAGCUGGAGGCUACGCUCUAUGCUGUGCUGCAGCAGGAUCCAAAUGGCCGGUUGAGUGAAAGUUUGAGCGAGAGGCAGAGGGCGGAGCUAGCGGAGUCAAUGGAGGCGGUGCGGAGGCAGAUCCUCAGACAGAGCCGCCAUGCUGACACGCUGAUCUUACAGCAGCGCAUGGAGCUCCUCCAGUCGGCACAACAGAGGAUCAGAGAGUUGGAGGACAAGAUCGAUAUGCAGAGACGACAAAUCAAAGAGAUCGAAGAGAAGUUUUUAUUUCUGUUCCUGUUUUUCUCUCUAGCUUUUAUUCUUUGGCCUUAAACACACACACACACACACCUUACUGUCUCUCUCUCUUUCUCUCUUCUCACACACACACACACACACACACACACACACACACACACACACAGGUGCAGUAUCUGAAUGGAAGUAACGGACUCCUCCUUUUCCCUACUGAACUCUGGUCAAACAUUCCUCAGUUAUUUUAUGAUCUUUUUAAUAUUUUUAUGCAUUUUCAAUGAGUCAAAAAUAACAAUGACAACAACAACAACAACAACACACAUCCAGGUAAUGCUGCUCCACUCAGUCUCUCUUAAGUAAAUCUAAAUAUAUAAAGUGAUAUAAUUUUAACUGAAAUAUUUGUUAUAAUAAGUAUUUAAAACACACAUCAACACUUGUCUAAAUAUCUGCUUUUAGUUUCAAUAAAUAAAGUUGUAUUUUCUUCA
Hemibagrus wyckioides is the source of this 3293-nucleotide messenger RNA. It is a transcript of the gene jakmip1, whose product is annotated as janus kinase and microtubule interacting protein 1. The coding region runs from base 346 to 2886 and encodes 846 amino acids. Lineage: Eukaryota; Metazoa; Chordata; Actinopteri; Siluriformes; Bagridae. The transcript is spliced from 21 exons. The record is from RefSeq and is a predicted model, not a curated record. Gene Ontology annotation, molecular function: kinase binding; GABA receptor binding; microtubule binding.